Molecule: messenger RNA, 3748 nt
Organism: Lentinula edodes (shiitake mushroom)
Lineage: Eukaryota; Fungi; Basidiomycota; Agaricomycetes; Agaricales; Omphalotaceae
Exons: 5
Coding region: 1-3279 (1092 amino acids)
Biological process (GO): protein transport to vacuole involved in ubiquitin-dependent protein catabolic process via the multivesicular body sorting pathway
Cellular component (GO): ESCRT-0 complex
Molecular function (GO): phosphatidylinositol binding; ubiquitin binding
Source: RefSeq, a predicted model, not a curated record
AUGUCUGGCGCUGCUGAAUACUUCGAUGAGCUGGAACGGGACAAGGAAGGCGCUUGGUUGACGCAAACACCCGAAGUCUUGAACGAAGAAGCAAAUAAACGAACAAUGUCUGGAAUGUUUGGAGGAGGAGGAACAAAUCCGUAUGACGAGAUCGUUUCCAAAACGACAGACGAGAACCUCACAACCGAGAACUGGGAACUUAUACUUAAUUUCUGUGAUAAAGUACAAGAAGAAGGUUCAGAUGGCGCCCGCCUCGCUGUGGCUUCACUUCUCAAACGUCUCUCUCACCGGAAUCCCAACGUCCAACUAUACACGCUGUCCCUCACUGACGCGCUUUCUAAGAACGUCGGGCUCACCGUUAAUCGCGAGAUUGCCUCAAGAGCAUUUACAGGGGGAUUGGAGAAGUUGGUGGGUGAUAGAAAUACGCACGAGAAGGUGAAGAAGAGGGUGUUGGCGUUGAUCAAAGAGUGGACAGAGGAAUGGGAAGAUCAAGAGGAACUGGGUAUCAUGGAAGAGUGUUAUGAGGGGUUGAGGAAAAAGAACUACAAAUUUGACUCGAUAGACGAACUUCCCCCACCAGCCGUCGAUGACGAGAUCCGCAGACGUGAAGAAGAAGAACUUCAACGUGUGCUGGAGAUGUCGAUGCAAGAUCGUGGAGGGUACAACGGUAAUAGCACUUACUCAUCGUCGUCGUGGUCUCAGCCGAGUGGUGCUGGGUCGUCGAGCUCAUCGACAAAUGCGUACGGUUUAACGGCGACGAAUUCAACGUCUACUCCUGCCGGUGCCGGUUCUGCUACUGGUCCUGGAGCGGUGUCGCACAAUGGCUACGUACCGUCGACUAAUCCAUCUGCGGUAUCAUCCUAUGCUCGUUCCACAUCACCAAAAGUUGCCACUCCCGCCAUUACCUCCGGAAUUGGCACUAUGUCAAUGGGUUCAACCACCUCUCUGAACUCGUCAACUAGCUCCACCAAACGGAAACACCUCUCCAACCGUGUCCGUGCCUUGCACGCAUUCACGCCCACCGAGCCUGGUGAACUCGCUUUCUCCGCAGGUGACAUAAUCACUGUCGUCGAUCGUGGAUAUAAAGAUUGGUGGCGCGGUCAAUUACGCGGCCGCACAGGAAUUUUCCCGGUGAAUUAUGUUGAGGUUCUCCCGCCGCCAGAUGAAGAGGAAUUGAAGAGGGAAAUGCAACAGGAGGCGGCCGUGUUUAGUGAGGCGACGAAUGUAGAGAGAUUGUUGGAGCUGUUGAGAGAUAUGGAUAGGGAACAGCAGGAGUACCUGCAAAGUCAAACUCAAUCUACCAAUACAUCUGCUCCUGCUCCUCCUCCCCCAAGUCGUCUAGCGGAUAACGAUGAACUCCAAGAGUUGUACCGAUCCUGUAUGGCGCUUCGUCCCAAAAUCGUCAAGUUGAUAGAGAAGUAUAGUCAGAAGAGAGCGGAUUUGGUAUCGAUGAAUGAGACGUUUGUCAGGGCACGAACAAUAUUUGAGAGGUUGAUGGAGGAGAGUUUGGCUGGGUACGGGGCAGCAGGAGGGUAUUCGAAUGCAUACGGCGCGCCGGGUUAUACAGGUAAUCCUGCUGGAUAUCCUGUGGUGUCUCCAUCGUACAGUGGGCCAGUGCAGCCAGGAUACUUCCCUACACCGACGCCUGUGCCUGCCGGUGGAACUGCUGGAUAUCCGACUGGCACUUAUCCGCAACAGCCGUAUCCUGGUGGAACAGUUGUACAAGGUCCCGCUCAACGACCAGUACAAGGUUUGGUACAGUCACCAGCCCUUGGUACGCCUACGUCUCUCGGAUUACCCGGACAAGGAGAUCAGCCUAUAACUGCAUACGAAGCGGUACAUGGACAAUCAGGACAUCCGCAGUCAGCAUACGAAGCAAUGUAUGGCGCACAGCGAGCUGCAACCCAGAAUCAGCAGGCUACGCAGGGCGGUCUUCAACAGGAGAGACAUCAGAUCCAAGGACCCGUGCAGCUACAGCAACAGCAGCAGGUGUAUGGUAAACAAUCGGGUCAGGCUGAUCAGGCUGGUCAGAUGCCGAGACAACAGCAGCAGCAAUCCAGUCCUCAGCAACAACACCCGAUGCAACAACCUCAGCUUCAGCCCCAAAAUCAAACUCAUUCUCAUUCUCAGUCCACACAGUCUCAGUCCUCGUCUCGUUCUCAAGCAACGUCAUCUGAAUCUUCAUCUCAACCAUCCCAAUCAGCGCCACCAUACAUAUAUUCUCCAACCACCACGUAUACCGACCCCAAUGUCCAAGCCUGGGCGCAGUACUAUGCUCAAGGAGGGACGGAUCCGACCGGGGCAGUUUAUUUCAUUAGUGUUCCGGGGAUAAAGGAGGGUCAAGAGGUCCAAGCAGAGACUCAGGAGGUAUUACACACAGAGCAGGGAAGAGGUGGCUCGAGUCAGGGUCAAGGACAGUCUGCAACAAGAAUUGCUACACAGUAUUCUCAGGUUUCCCAAUCUUCCAUCGAUAAUUCUCACCCUCACGCUUCGGCAGCUCAGAAUCAGACUCAAGGGCAAGUUCAGCAAGGGUACGGGAACAGUCCGUACGGUGCUAGUCCUUACAAUGUCGGUUCUAUCGUCGGUGGAUCAGCAAGUACGGGAAGUCUUCCAUAUCCUGGUCCUGCUUCUGAUUCUGGACACCCAAAUCAGCAACCGACUGGACAGCCUAGUCGGUCCUCAACUGUCAACAGUACUAUGAGUCUCGGAAGUACGGCUACUGCCGGGAGUUUCCCGAAUCCAUAUUCUGAAGACGUUGAGAACACUGAUGGUCCAAAACGGAGUUCGAGUUUACCUUAUCCUGGAGAGACACAGAUGCCUUAUACUGAGGAUUCGAGUCCGAGCGGAUUGAAUAACCUGACUUCGCCUCAUUCGCCUCAUUCUCCACAUACAUUUCAGAGUACGUGGCAGGGUCACCCGGAUCAACACUCACAGCAGUAUCAGCAACUGCAGAACCAGCAGCAGCAGACUUCGUUGUACCGUGGUGUCACACUCACAGACGGACCAUCUCCUUCGAUGAACAUCGCUCCUCCAACGGUGAAUAAUAAUUUGUCUUCGUUCUCCUCUGCAUCUACUCCGUCAGCGCCGUCGACGUUCCCACCACAAUCUUCCUCUCCCCCUCCACCAAACUCCCAACCGAACGCUCAACCGAUACCUUUGUCGCCUAACUCUCCACAAGGCCCACAACCCGCAAAUGUUCCUCAGAUAUCAAACUCUACUCCGUCCUGGGUACUCCCGAAGAUGGGACCCUCGCCUGCUGCGGGGGUGUUUAGAGCAUGAAUGCCUCGAGUUUGAAGGAGGGGUCAGGGAGAUGAUGAAUGAAGUGUGAAGGAGGACAUAAUCAAAUGCAAGUUCGACAAGCAUACAUGUGGUAAGGGAUUUAGUGAAGAUGCUGGGAGGAAUUGAUCAAGAACUGAAGUCGUUGGGUCAGUAGUUGGGGGUGGUAGGAGGAUCUAUCGGAGGAGUGAGCGCAAUUGUUGGAGCUUCUGGAGGAUGACAGUUUUAAAACGAAAUGGAGAGGGAAAUGGUGGUAUGUCGGUGAUUGACGUUUUACCGCUUUGGGAGGUCGGAUACCCCCUCUUUCAUACUUCUUCGAGUGCUUUCUUCUUACUUGGCUUAUAUAACUUGGCCCAUUAACAUUGUUCUCCGUAUUUCAGCUUCCUCUAUCGUAGCGUUUUCAUACUCUCCUGGGAAAGGAUUCUGGACUUUUCCCUCUCUCACUUAUCUUGUUCCCAUACAUAUGCGUAUA